Dentiscutata heterogama is the source of this 229-nucleotide messenger RNA. NCBI's taxonomy places the organism in Eukaryota, Fungi, Glomeromycota, Glomeromycetes, Diversisporales, Gigasporaceae. The record is from the annotation of a GenBank genome assembly.
AUUUUUUGAUGAAUUAGUUGAAGGUCUUAUACCAAAAACAAGAAGUUUUUAUAAUCAAGAAGAAGCAAAAAAAUUUAUUGUUUCAUUUUGUUAUCUUUUUGCUGGUUUAAAAAAUAAAUUUGCAAAUAGUUAUAAAUUAGAUAUUGGACUUCAUUUAGCUUCAGCAGGAACUUUAUAUAGAGGUAUAGAUAUUUUAUCAAAUACAGGACUUAUAGUUUCAUCUAAAACU